CACCUUCUCUGGUAUCACCUACAUCCUCCGCAAUGGCCGAAACAACCCCCCAAGAAUCCACCCAACCCGCCUGCGCCAGCUUCCGGCGCUUCAUCCAAGACCUCCAAGCCGAGAACGACCUGGUCGCCAUCGACGAAGAAGUCGACCCGGACCUGGAGCUGGCAGCCAUCACACGCAAGGUCUACGAGACCGAAGACAAAGCACCCUUGUUCAAUAAUCUCAAGGGGCGCCACCCGAACGGCCUGUUCCGCGUGCUGGGCGCCCCCGUCGGCGCCAGCAAGCAGCCGGGCAAGCGGUUCAUCCGCAUCGCCAAGUCGCUGGGGCUGCCGGCCACCGCCACCGGACAGGAGAUCAUCCAGAAGUUCCGGGCCGCCAAGCACCUGCCUCAGAUCCCACCGACGGAGGUCCCCACGGGCCCCGUCAAGGAGUUCAAGCUGCUGGGCGAUGAGAUCGACCUCACCGCCCUGCCCAUCCCCAUGCUGCACGCCGACGACGGCGGCAAGUUCCUGCAGACGUUCGGCAUGUACAUCGUGCAGAGCCCCGACGGGGCGUGGGUGAACUGGUCGAUCACGCGCAGCAUGCUGCACGGCAAGCGCACGCUGGUGGGGCCGAUGAUCCCGCGGCAGGACAUCGGGGUGAUCCGGCAGAUGUGGGCCGAGCUGGGCAAGGACUGCCCCUUCGCGCUGUGCUUCGGGGUACCGCCCGCGGCGAUCAUGGUGACCCAGGCCGAAACCAACGACAUCCUGGUGCCGGCGAACGCGGAGAUCGUCUUCGAGGGGUCCAUCUCGCGCACCGAGACCGCGCUCGAGGGCCCCAUGGCCGAGUACCCGGGCUUGAUCUUCCCGGGGGAGCAGAAGGAGUGUCCGCUGCACCGGAUCGACGCCAUCACCUACCGCCGCGACCCGAUCCUGCCCCUCUGCGUGACGGGCCGCGCGCCCGAGGAGAGCGAGACGGUCUGGGGGCUGACGCAGGCGGCCGAGGUGCUGACCCUCUGCCAGCAGGCCGGCCUGCCCAUCACGAUGGUCUGGAACCCGUUCGAGUCGCACUGCCUCUGGUUCGUGCUGCAGGUCGACCGCGCGCAGCUGCGCGCCCGCCGCUCCACCAUGGAGGCCUUCAGCCGCGAGGUCGGCCACACCGUCUUCGCCUCCAAGCCCGGCUACUACAUCCCCAUCAUCUACCUCGUCGGCGACGACAUCGACCCCACCAACCUGCGCGACGUCAUCUGGGCCAACGCCACCCGCUGCCAGCCCCGCGACAACGAGUACUUCUUCGACCAGUACCCCAACAUCGGGCUGAUCCCGUACGUGUCGCAUGGGGCCAAGACCGGGGCGAAUCAUGUGAAGGUCGUGCGCUGCUGCAUGUUCGCCAGUGAGUUCUCCGAGGUGCCCACGUAUAAGGAGGCCUCUUACCGGGGGAACUAUCCUCGGGAAAUUCAGGAUAAAGUGGAUGCCAAGUGGUCGACGUAUGGGUUUUAGUGGGUGCGGCUGGCAUUGUGUUCUGGUUCACCAGAGUAGAUUGAGG
Molecule: messenger RNA, 1521 nt
Organism: Aspergillus fijiensis CBS 313.89
Lineage: Eukaryota; Fungi; Ascomycota; Eurotiomycetes; Eurotiales; Aspergillaceae
Product: UbiD family decarboxylase
Exons: 2
Coding region: 33-1475 (480 amino acids)
Biological process (GO): ferulate metabolic process; cinnamic acid catabolic process
Cellular component (GO): cytoplasm
Molecular function (GO): carboxy-lyase activity
Source: RefSeq, a predicted model, not a curated record